Parastagonospora nodorum SN15 is the source of this 1662-nucleotide messenger RNA. RefSeq lists its product as hypothetical. The record is from RefSeq and is a predicted model, not a curated record. The transcript is spliced from 3 exons. Gene Ontology annotation, molecular function: protein dimerization activity. Bases 1 to 1662 code for a protein of 553 amino acids. Lineage: Eukaryota; Fungi; Ascomycota; Dothideomycetes; Pleosporales; Phaeosphaeriaceae.
AUGAACGGGCAGGCAUGGACGACGGCGGAGCCAUUUGGUAACAUGGACGCGACCGAGCAGAACUUUGGCGACUUUGUCGAUUUCGACAACCUGGAUCUCGACCUCUCGGAAUUCAACUAUAAUGGCGCCGCACCUCUCGCCGAUAUUCCCAGCGCUCUCCACGACUUCCCCACCCAAGUGGCCCAACUUCCCCAGCAUCACCACAAUGGCGCCAACGGCGGGCAACAGCCGCAGGGCAACAUGGGCGGCCACUCGGCGAAUGGCUUCACCUUCGACUAUUCGCUGGGCCAGUUCAGCCAGGCCGGAACUCCAGCAUUUCAAGCCCAAGACCACAUCUUCCGCCCUCACAAUGGCGUACCGCCCACGCCCAAUAGCAUCGAGAUGCACGGCGACCCGCACCGCUACAUGCGCCAGAUGGACUCGCAGCAGGCUCUCUUCGACCAGAGAUACCACAUGCGCAAGGACGAUACGAUACCAGACUUCACUAUGCCAGGAGCGUACUUCAGCCCUCUGACGUCCCCUGCACUGAAUGCGCAGAACCAGCAACAUGCGCAUCAGCAUUCUCACGCAACCCCCUCAGGCAGCUCAACUGGGCAUUCACCAGUCGACGUCGACAUGGACAUGUUGAGCGAACCGGCCAUGAUGCAGCAGGAGACGGGACGCAGAUUAAGAAGUACGAACAAGAGGAAUGCGCCGCGAUCCGCGAAUGCGAAUGGCCGUGUGCGACAAUCCCCCAUCGUGAAACCAGGAAGGCGGAAAGCGACCGUUUCGUCCUUCAUCCCGCCCAAGGAGGUUACUGAACUCAUGCAAGAGGCACGAGGAGGCCGUCCAUCUUCCAGUAGUCUCGACGUGCCCCACAGUCGCGAUGGCUCGGAGACGGACUCAAUAUCCCCCGAGCCUAUGUUAUCAGACAUGCCUCCGCCGCCAAAGCCCACGUCUCUCACGCAGUCUCCCGCAAUGAUGGCCCAGAUGAACGGUCAGGGGAGUGCUACGCCCGCCACACCCGCCUCCUUGAUGCGCAUACACCCGUCCCCCAACUUCAGCGACUCUCUCGAGGCGCCGCCCAUGAUGGAGGAUUUGACUCUGCCGGAAGCUUCCCUAGAGCGACCAGCUCUUGACAGGCUGGAUACAGUCAUAUACGAUGGAGAUCAAGAUACCCCUCGCGGCACCGAUAACACCCACGCUCUUCUCUUGGCGUCAAAAUCCAAUUAUCAAAAUAUCCUGGAUGGAACCACAGUGCCUGGUGUCGUUUACCCGACCUCACUAUCUACCAACUUGACUUCAAAACGCACUUCCCACAAGAUUGCUGAACAAGGUCGACGAAACCGCAUCAAUAUGGCCUUGCAGGAGAUGCAAGCGUUGCUACCCUCGACACUUGUUGCUGCCACGGACGCUAAGAGCCCCGAGUCUUCCGCCGCACAAUCAAGUAACUCAAAGGCCGCCAAGGUUGAAAGUGCGAUCGACUACAUCAAGCAACUGAAACAAGAGGUAUCUGAGAAGGACAGGAUGCUUGAAUCUAAAGACCAAGAGAUGGAGCAGUUGAGAAAAGAGUUGGCUGCAUUGAGGAGAAGUAGCUCAGUGGGAUCUGCGGCUGAAAUCGCGUCGCAACUCAAGUCUGAACCAGUAUCGACACCAAGCACCGACAAUGGUAGCGGCACCUGA